AUGACAUUGCUUGAGCAGACAAUAGAACUUCCGCGAUUGAAGCGUCGCAAAAGCCUGAAGGAAUUGUCCAUUACAGUGUGUUUGCAAGAAAUGCCACCUAAGUUCACGUCAGAAAUGGUCAUCCUGCGGAGCGAACGCAACCGUCUGAAUGAAAGCCAGGCCGACCAAGCUUAG
Plasmopara halstedii is the source of this 174-nucleotide messenger RNA. RefSeq lists its product as uncharacterized. The coding region runs from base 1 to 174 and encodes 57 amino acids. The transcript is spliced from 2 exons. Lineage: Eukaryota; Oomycota; Peronosporomycetes; Peronosporales; Peronosporaceae. The record is from RefSeq and is a predicted model, not a curated record.